CAACUCCACAUGCUAAUUCUUACCAUUCUCUCUCAUAACUAUCUCUAUCCUUUAUUCUCAUAAUCAUAAUCAUAAAUCGUCAAUCCUUCAAGAUGCAAAAGUGGCCUGAGCGGAUUGUUGAAUCUCCGAGCCAAGAAAGGGGAAGCAAAUCGUCGGGUUCCGCGGCCGCCAUUUGCUUUUUGUUAUGAUUUUUUAAUCGGCCUUUCUGCAUCUUCUUCCAUCCAUCCUUUCCAGUCAAUUCCAAGGUCAGAUCGCCCAUCAUGCCCUCCAAAUCUUCCUCGUCUUCUUCCCGCCAGCAGAAGCCCGCAAAGAGCUCCUGCUGCUGCUGCCUCUCCGUGCGCUCCCUCGGUUUCCUCGCCGUCUUCCUGGCCCUCUUCUCCGCGCUCUACAGCUACCUCAAUGCACGUCUCGAGCAAUUCUACAUCUUCGACCCGGAGCAUCUGCACCAGGUCUCUCAGGCGGCCAUCGGUGCCCACGGCAAUGACACUCGCGCCGUCGUCGACUACAUUGUUGGUGAAUUGAGCCAGAAGAACGAAGUCUACUUGAACAAGGAGGAGGAAUGGGUGUUUAACAACGCCGGUGGUGCUAUGGGUGCCAUGUACAUCAUCCACGCCAGUAUCACCGAGUACCUGAUUGUUUUCGGCACUGCCAUCGGUACUGAGGGUCACACUGGCCGUCACACCGCCGACGACUACUUCAACAUCCUCCAGGGCACUCAGCUCGCCUACGUCCCUGGUUCCUACGAGGCCGAGGUCUACCCCCAGGGUAGCGUGCACCACCUCCGCCGCGGUGAGGUGAAGCAAUACAAGAUGGACGACUCGUGCUUCGCCCUCGAGUACGCCCGUGGCUGGAUCCCUCCCAUGCUGUUCUUCGGCUACGCCGAUACCUUCUCCAGCACUCUCGACUUCCCUACCCUCUGGGCUACAUCCCGGAUCACCGGUCGUGAGAUGAUUGCCAACUUGUUGCGCUGGAAGAUGUAAAAAACCCGGGGAGGAUAACUUUGUAUAUUCUGUGUCAGGCGCCUUUGAUGCGAUAUGUAAUAACAAAGGGGAUUUUUCAAUUCCCGCAUUAUUAGCCCUUUUGGCAUUAUGAUCUGUAAUUAAUAAAUAUACCGAUUAUUGAAUAAUCCAAAUCAAUUUAUUCAAGGACAUAAAAAAACGU
Molecule: messenger RNA, 1161 nt
Organism: Aspergillus wentii DTO 134E9
Lineage: Eukaryota; Fungi; Ascomycota; Eurotiomycetes; Eurotiales; Aspergillaceae
Gene: erg2
Product: C-8 sterol isomerase ERG2
Exons: 2
Coding region: 261-980 (239 amino acids)
Biological process (GO): ergosterol biosynthetic process
Cellular component (GO): endoplasmic reticulum
Source: RefSeq, a predicted model, not a curated record